UCGUUUAGAACUAAACUGACAGUGGUGGAAUUUUCGUUUGCUGGGAAUGCGUAGCACGAGCGCUUGUGGCUUUCGUUUUGCCUGUUAUUAGCCCCUAUUGCCAUUCUUCCGGUGUUGACCACCCCCUGUAAUAGACCAACGCUAAGACUAAUUAGCAAGUCAUCUUGCCCACUGUCCCGCUCUCGUCGUCUUGAGUUGACUCAGCGGGCCGUACGCUCUCUGUCAUCAUGCCGCUCGUCGUCGCGAGUCACUAGUUCAGUGAAACAAGCGAUACACCGGCGAGCUGUCAUUAGCUAAUUGCCGGUCACGCCCGCUGUUGCUGUUGUCACUCUCUUGCGGUGGUGCUGUACAGUACAUGCACGCUUCGUACAGAUUUCCGUCGCGAUGCAGCCUAACCGUCGCUUCCAGCAGCCCGGACAGUAUCUUCCCUUGUUUAAUUACUCUCUGGGUGCUCGCUCGACUCGCAGAGGAAGCUUCAGAUGCAGACGCGCGUCCAGGAAGAAGUCGCGCCCGCCCAAGAAACAAUUGCUACCGUCGUCGUUCCUUUACGUUUCAGGUGAAUCAUCGGGCUAUGGGUCGGACGCUGGGAUGUCUGGAUCCGGAGACGAAGUCGGAGAACGAUCCAGAGUUGCGACCCUUCCGCCGAUUGCACCUUUUCCGACAUUGGAAACGAGGACGAGUACGGCGUCACCUCUGAUACCUGCAACUCUUUCACCGGUCAAGUUGACAACACCCAGGCAUAGUGGAAAGAGUAUCAAUGGACAGAGACCGUCACUUCACUCUUUGAGUACAUCAACGGCAUCAUCUGGAGACUCAGCUGUCGUUCUUGAUUUCUCUGCUGUAUCGAGCCAGACGUCUAUGAAAUCUAGAGAUCGUGUUGAUGGAGAGAGUCCCUCUAUGAUGACUGGAAAGACUCAUCUUGAACUUCCUGUGAUGGUGAUGAGAGCACAGAAACAGCAACAUAAGCCAGGCAGAAAGCCGAUGAAACUAGAUCCAUUAGAAGUCAGUGCACCGACUGUGAGUCCAAGUACUCCACAGUCGAACUUAUAUCUCAGUGAUACAUACAGUAAUCUGACAAAGAGAGAACUCUAUUUUCAAUUUCAAGCACCGGGUUUGUCUACGGGUUUAAAUCAGAGGUCAACGAUGAGACAACCGGCUGUCUCGUCGACUUUACCUCGAAGACUUCUUCCUGUUGGUCAUUCACCAUUGGAGAAUUCUGUAAGGCAGCAGCAGUUGCCACCAGAGCUGCAGGUGAUGAGUAGUGUGAUCCACCAGCCAUCGCUGCCCAUGGUAUCUAGUCGUGUUCAUAACCAGUUGCCGUCUGUCAAUCUUCAUGAUUCGUCUUGGCAGGAGAAUCGAAGACACGUGCAUCAUAGUAACAAAGGUCGGCUGGAAAUUCUAAGUAACCAUUCCGCCAUUCGGAAUCCCAAUCUUCACGUUGUAGGAGGUCAGCAGGUAUCCUUAUCAUUGGAUAGAGCCUUAGGCAAAGCUCCUCUUCCCAGCAUCGGAGCAAGUCAUCAGCUACUUGCCUCAUCGUCGAACCUCUGCCUGUGUCGAUCUGUCGAAGGCAGUUCUGUGGGCAUGCAGGUGUACGACACAAUUGAUCAAUCUAAUGACACAGAAGCUACUGACUAUUGUGUGACACAUCCUCGAUUGACAAGGCGUUGCUACGGCGCUGCUACUGUUUCAGCAGAGUCAUUGACGCCGAAUUCAAGUUCAGUGGACUUAACACAUUUAGCAGACGGAUCGAUACCUCAGAUAUACCUCAUAGCUCCCACACCAUGCCCUCCCACUCCGUUACCUCCCAAUCCCAACUACCAAACGGAUCGAAGACUGUAGUAUAGGUUUGUUGUUUUGUAUUGAGAGAUUUGGUUUUGUACACAGACAGUAAGCAGACAGUAAGCUGGAAGAGUUGUUGCAUAUCCCCAUGGCUCAGAUGGUGACGUUUUUUCGCGGUCACUUGUACUGGGUGUGACAUUUCGAAUAGUAAUAAUACUAAUAAUGUAUUAGGUAUAAGUUGUUAUUACAGUAAUGUAUUAUUGUUACAACUCUAGCAGCGUUUUAUCUAUUGUAAUUCGUCUGUAAUAUAUUUUACAUGAUUGACUGUUUCGCUCA
Corticium candelabrum is the source of this 2115-nucleotide messenger RNA. RefSeq lists its product as uncharacterized. The transcript has 7 exons. The coding region runs from base 385 to 1839 and encodes 484 amino acids. The record is from RefSeq and is a predicted model, not a curated record. Lineage: Eukaryota; Metazoa; Porifera; Homoscleromorpha; Homosclerophorida; Plakinidae.